Messenger RNA from Dujonia railenensis, 741 nucleotides. The record is from the annotation of a GenBank genome assembly. NCBI's taxonomy places the organism in Eukaryota, Fungi, Ascomycota, Pichiomycetes, Serinales, Debaryomycetaceae.
AUGAACUUCCAAAGAGAUGAGUACUAUCAGGUAGGAAAGAACAUCACUCGGAGGCAAGAAGAUCAGCUCUCUACGCAGCUUGCUGUCUUCAAGUCGGCGUUGGUCAACUUUGCUUCUGACCAUGGUGAGGAGAUUAUCCACAACUUGGAGUUCAGAACAAAGUUCACUCAAAUGUGUCAGCUGGUGGGCGUUGAUCCACUAAACUUACAAAUAAUGACCAGUGGGAGUAGUGGUGGAGCAGGCAGUGCCAAUAAGAGUAAUAAUAACAAUAACAAUAAUGGUGGAGGCGAGAUUGCGUUGGCUGUCAGGGUGGUGGAGGAGUGUCAUAAGACGAGAGAUGCCAAUGGUGGAUUAAUUUCUUUUAAAGAGCUUCUUUUAAGAUUGAAGGGAGAAGAUGAUACCUCAGGUUCUUCUAACAGUAACAUAAAUGUAACAGAGCAGGAUAUUACCCAGUGCUUGACUAAGUUGAACUCAUUGGGUAACGGAUACGAAACCUUGAAUAUAAGCGGAAAGAAGUGGCUCAAAUUUACCAAUAAUGUUUCAAAUGACCAUAAGAGAGUCUAUGAACUUUGCGAGUUUAUGGGAGGAAUGGUGACGUAUAGACUAUUGAGAGAUAAUUAUCAAUGGGACCAGGUCAGAUGUAAAACCGUCAUCGAUGAGAUGAUCAUGAAAGGGUUCCUAUGGGUUGACCAGGGUGAGCUGGAAACGCAAUUCUGGGAACCAUCUUGGCUAUCUGUGUGA